Messenger RNA from Choloepus didactylus (southern two-toed sloth), 899 nucleotides. RefSeq names its product CD63 molecule (gene CD63). NCBI's taxonomy places the organism in Eukaryota, Metazoa, Chordata, Mammalia, Pilosa, Megalonychidae. The record is from RefSeq and is a predicted model, not a curated record. Bases 91 to 807 code for a protein of 238 amino acids. Gene Ontology annotation, cellular component: membrane. The transcript is spliced from 8 exons.
CGGCGGCGGGCGUGGCCGGAGCCCGGGCGGCAGCUAGAGAGCCCCUGAGCAGCGGCGAGAGAGGAGCGCGCGGCCUCGGGGAGCCCAGCCAUGGCGGUGGACGGAGGAAUGAAAUGUGUCAAGUUCUUGCUCUACGUUCUUCUGGUGGCCUUUUGCGCCUGUGCAGUGGGACUGAUCGCUGUGGGUGUGGGGGCCCAGAUCGUCCUGAGGCAGAUCAUGACUCAGGAGAACUCCACUGGCCCCCUGCUGUCCAUAGUCAUCAUUGCCCUAGGAGUCUUCCUCUUCCUGGUGGCCUUCGUGGGCUGCUGUGGGGUCUGCAAGGAGAACUACUGUCUUAUGGUCACGUUUGCCAUCUUCCUGUCCCUGAUCAUGCUGGUGGAGGUGGCUGCAGCCAUUGCUGGCUAUGUGUUUAGAGAUAAGGUGAUGUCAAAAUUUAACAAGGACUUCCAGCAGCAAAUGGAGAAUUAUCCAAAAAACAACCAGACGGCUUCACUCCUGGACCAAAUGCAGGAAAAUUUUAAUUGCUGCGGUGCUAACAACUAUUCAGACUGGAAUGCCAUCCCUCUCGAACCCAAGGGCAGAGUCCCUGACUCCUGCUGCAUCAAUGUCACUCAGGGCUGUGGGAUUAAUUUCAAGCCAGAAAAUAUCCAUACCAAGGGCUGUGUGCAGCUUAUCGGGAGCUGGCUGAGGAGCAAUGUUUUGGUGGUGGCUGCAGCAGCCUUGGGCAUUGCCUUUGUGGAGGUCCUGGGAAUUGUCCUUGCCUGCUGCCUUGUGAAGAGUAUCAGAAGGGGCUAUGAAGUGAUGUAGGGGGUCUGGUCUCUCAGCCCCUCAUCUAGGAGAGUGGAAUAGUAUAUGCCAGUUUUUUCAAUUAAACGGAUUAUUUUUUCAGACCAAAAAGA